UUGAAGAGUGUUGGCGGUGAAAAGACACCCCAAACAGCAGCAAGACCAGCGGAGAAGGAGCAGAUAGAAACGACGGCAGACACACGAUGGCGGACGGCAAGGAAUUCACGUACUCGGACAUCUCGGAACACACGAGCAAGCGCGACUUGUACCUGGUGGUGCACGACAAAGUGUACAAUGCGAGUAGCUUCGUGGAUGAGCAUCCCGGCGGCGAAGAAGUGCUUUUAGACGUAGGCGGGCAAGACGCAACCGAAGCCUUCGAGGAUGUGGGACAUAGUGACGAAGCGAGGGAAAUCCUGAAUGGCCUGCUCAUUGGCAACCUGAAGCGAGCCCCCGGCGACGCCGCCCCCAAACCCUCCACCUCCACCACCCCCGGCGCUCCCAAGACGACCUCCGACUCCGCCGGCCUCGGCAUCGGCGUCUACGCCCUCAUUCUCGUCGGAGGCGCGGCGGCCUUUUUCGCGUAUCAGUAUCUGCAGAGUUCAUCCGCGCAGGGCAAGUCUUAGGGAGGCAGUAAGUUGUUCUUAGGCGGAUGCAGUGGUUUCGUGAGUGGUUGCGGUAGGUUUGUGGGUGAGGCGCUGCAGCGGUUGAUGUGGGUUGUGUGGGUGGGAGAUGAUAUGAGGAUGGAUCAUGCGGAGGAGGGGGUGGUCGUUGUUGUGGGCGUGUAGAUAUCCAUCUCCGAAUAAAGUGGGAAGAAGGAGGUGGCUGGGCUGGUUGCGGAGGUGGGCAUAGAAGCGACCACAGUAUUCUGCUCGGCCAAUGGGCCUGCGCACACCCCUGUGUAGUACCCUUGCGCUGCACUGGCAUAUCACGUGCUUUCGAACAAACGCGUUCCCCACACACACACACCAGCCCUAGACUGCACGGUAAUGUCAUCUCU
Messenger RNA from Baudoinia panamericana UAMH 10762, 880 nucleotides. RefSeq lists its product as uncharacterized. Gene Ontology annotation, biological process: sterol biosynthetic process. Gene Ontology annotation, cellular component: endoplasmic reticulum membrane; intracellular membrane-bounded organelle. Gene Ontology annotation, molecular function: heme binding. NCBI's taxonomy places the organism in Eukaryota, Fungi, Ascomycota, Dothideomycetes, Mycosphaerellales, Teratosphaeriaceae. The record is from RefSeq and is a predicted model, not a curated record. The transcript has 3 exons. The coding region runs from base 87 to 506 and encodes 139 amino acids.